AUGCCUAAAAAGAAGGAGAAAAAACAAGAGGAUGACAGAAAAAAGCAGAGUCAAGUCAUUCCCGUCCAACAAGAAGAUCCCGGAGAUAAAGAGAAGAACUUGUAUCUGCUGCAAAUCCGCUUUUUGAACGAGGAGCUUGAAAGACAGCAGCUGAAAUGCCAGCGCCUGGAGAAGGAGAAGACGCGGCUGGAGCGUCGGUGCGUCUCCUUGGAGACGGAGCAGAAAGACACGGUGGAGUACCUGAAGAUGGAGCUGCUGAACAAGGAGGACGAGUUGGAGCGGCUGACAGAAAAGCUCGACCAAAGUCUGCGGGAAGCUCAGGCGGACCAAGAAGUUCUCAAGCAGCAGAUGGAGGAGGAGAUCCGGGAAGUUCGGGAACACGUCCGCCGCCUGGAGGGCGACAACGCAAGCCUAACGGUUAGGCUGAUGUUGGUAGAGACCUUCGAGAAGCAGAAAGAUCAGCUGAUGUCUGACAUGGCAGCUGUACAAAAGAAGCUCGCCGACCGGGAAGAGGCGCAUGCUGACGUCCUUCGAGCCGCCGAGAUGAAGGCCCAAAUGGAAAAGAGCAGGCUAGAGAAGGCACUUGAAAUGGCAGCAGCGGACGCAGCAUCAGAGGUGGAUCGUCUGGUGGAGCUAAAGCUGCCCGAGGCCAGCAGGCGGGUGGCGCUAGAGAACCGGGAAGUGACGGCGCGUUAUGCCCAGCUCUCCGAGAGGGCUCUCCUGCUGGCCCGGGAAAACCAUGCCCUCAGGCAGCAGAGGAGCCGCGCGGCGGCCGACGUGGCUGUCCUCGAAGAAACCGUGGCCAAAUUGGCCAGACGCAGCUGCGUCCGCAAGAAGGCCCCCACAUGGUGUCCACAGGUGGCAGAGCAGCUGGAGGCCGACCUGACGGAGCGCGGUAACGACCUGGAACAACUUCGGAGCCAACUGGACCAAUCUCGCACUGAGCUGGAAGCACUCAGAAAAAGCGACGCCUGGACAUUCGGUCAUUUGGAGGCAGAACUACAUGAGGCAAGGAAUAGGAUUGGCCAGCUGAAGGAAGCCGUAGACGCCCUCAGACCUUCGCUUUCGGAUGAAGAUAUGCUCCAUUGGAAGCAGCAGGUUCAGAAGCUCCUCGUCAGCGCCACCUGCCCGGCUAUCGACAGGUCGGGCUUGCUCUGA
This is a messenger RNA of Nerophis lumbriciformis (worm pipefish), 1158 nucleotides long. Lineage: Eukaryota; Metazoa; Chordata; Actinopteri; Syngnathiformes; Syngnathidae. The record is from RefSeq and is a predicted model, not a curated record.